AUAAAAUCCCAUACAAUAGCUAGGGCGCCUUGUUAUGAUUUCCUCUAGGAUAGCAUAUCAAAGGCACAGUGGCAACUUGUAUGACAUUAAAGGGACAGACUUUUCGCUACCUCUGACUAUACUGAAUGGUUAAAUAAGGUAUAAAAUAUUCCCAAAUUUUUAGACUCAAUUUCAUUGUGUGCGGCAAGAUGGCAGACGAUCAAACUCAGCACGAUGACCAAUGGGACCCGAGAACUGUGUCCGAGCAACAGUGGGCUAGCAAGGUUACGUUUACAGUGUACGACGCGAGAGCGGAUCCGCAGACUUGUGGGACAGACUACGCCAAAACUACUUUACCAGCAGUACUCGAUUUGCAGCCUUCAGAAAGCAUGGAUGGUGUGAGUGUUGAGCUUUCCAUUGAUUGUAGGCGUAAUUUUUACGCUUCAUUAAAGGCUAAGCCUGUUGGAUUUAUAGGUAUAGAUGGUCUGGUUAAUGUCCUAGCAUGUAAGUUGAGGGCAUUAGUAAAAAGGAAUGGAAACACCGUGUCGUCAACGGAAGAUGAUUUCUCCAGCGACAAAAAAGGACGAACUUCGCCGAAAUGUAGCUUAGGUGCACGUGACAAGCAAACGAGCCAUUUUUUGUUGAAUGUGAACCACGCGCCUGGGAAUUCUCAGUCACAGUGUAAAUUGAACUCGAAUGAAGGGCCGCUCGAUCUUUCUAUCAACGGCAUGUUCAUCGAGCCUGGUUUGGAUUCAUAUUCGGAAGCAAGACGAAGUGGCAUGACAAGGCAUAAUGAGGUUCAUAGUCCAAGUCAAAUUGAUAGCUCGGAUGAUCGGAAUUCUGUUCAAAAAUUCAUUGAACGUUUUCGGUCUAGAGAGGCUUUGAACUUGACGUGGGUUUGUCAGUACAUCCAACGUAAUAUGGAUAAGGUUAAAACCUCCUCAAAUAACGAGUGUGGCGAAGUGCAACCCAUUUCUCCUAACUUUUCUUGUACCCCGACUGGAAAGGUCGACUCCGGUUCCUCGGAUGCCAAAGAUCGCCUCACUAACCUGAUCGAAAAUUUGAUUUCCUCUGAUUUGGGUACAUCAUCAAAGAUUGAAAGCUCCAGUUCGAAGAUUCCAGCGCAUCAAAUGAAAAAGAAAAACAAACAAAGAAUCCAAAACUGUUCAACUCAGCUCAUGGACAACCACUUUAAAAUGCAAGAAGCCAUAAGACCAUCCGCAAUCGUGAACCUCUACCAACCUCUGUCAACUCCCGAUGUAUCUUCAACUUCUUCAAUCAACGAGGAAAAACUACUUGCAUACAGGAACUGGGCGAAUAACAGGUACAAUUCUUUCCAUGAAGAACUUCAUUCGAGUCUGGAUAAACGCGUUGUCGCUGCUGCUGAUGGGAGUCGGCGUAGACGAGGUUCGGCCGCGCGUUUGGACAUGGGAGUGUGGAGCACAGACAUUAUCCCCAGGGGCACGAAAUUUGGACCCCUCAAAGGGGUUGUCUACAAACCCCACGAGCUUCCCCUCAUACAGAACAAAAACUUCCUCUGGCGGGUCUACAACGAGAACAACGAGCUGGACCACUACAUCGACGGUCAGAACACCAGCAGGAGCAACUGGAUGCGCUUCGUCAACCCCGCCAUGAGCGCCCAUACGCAGAACCUUGUCGCAUGCCAGCACGACGGUGAGAUAUUCUUCAUCACGACGCGCACCAUCCAGGCAGGCACGGAGCUGUUGGUGUGGUACUGCAAGGAGUUCUCCCAGCGCCUCAACUACCCCUCCUCUGCUGGCCAGAUGAUACAGCGACUGCAAGACACGUGCAUUCCGUCGUCUGAAGUUCUAUCCUCUUCGACAUCGCAUGCAGCUUCGCCCACUCAAAGCCGCAGCGAUAUCGAGGCAGAACCUGGAUACGCUCCUUCCCCCCAUGACUACGAUCCCCCAAACCACCUUCUGGAUCCCCCUAACCACCUCCUGGAUCCCCCUAACCACCUCCUGGAUCCCCCUAACCACCUCCUACACCCGAACCAGAGCAGUCAUGUGGUCCAGAGCGGGAACCUUGAAGUCGACAGUCGUAGUCGGGCCGAUGAAGGAUAUUGUAGCACGAGUCCUUCACGCACCAACGAUGUCGAGGAAUACAACUCAGAUGCGAUCGUCAACGAAAACAACUACAAUACAGAGAAGCUAUACAGGGAGACGGAAUACAGAUCGCCUGAGUACACUGAGCCUGUCAAUGAGCCUAUCAACUAUUGCACGAAGAUGUCAGAGAAAGAUGCGUAUAUGAAGUCAGACGACGUCGAAGGAAUGGAUGUCGACCGCAAAGAAAGCGACCACAAAACUGACAAUGCUGCCGGCUGCCGUAAGCUCAAAAUCGCUUGGACCAAAACAUACAUCGGUAGCACCCAAGCCCACAAAGACCAUGACGGUGUAUCUUCAUCUGAUAACUGUCAUUAUGAUCACCCCGAUUAUAUUAUACCUGAUAAUUUCAAUGAAGAGCUCGUAAAGAAAGAAGAAAAAGAUAACCAUAUCUUUGGUGUACAGCCACUCUUAAAAAGUUUACCAGAUGACAAGUUCCGCAAGGAAUUGACUGUACUACAACCAGCUGUUCUGGACAGGCGGGAUAUUCUUCAGAAUAUUCAUCCAGCCGUACAAGUCACCCGUGCAAGUCAAUAUCACAAACUGAAUCCUUUCCACGAGCGACUCUCUCCCCCAGGAGAUAUGGACAUAACUUACAACAAUAUUUUAAAGACGCAGAGACGAAACCGAACCAAUGAAAUCAGGCCGCCUACAGAAGCCAUGCAUUAUGAAAACCGAUAUAACUUAGACGCCGGUGAGAAAUUAUCCCCGAUAGCCUCAGCGCGGCGAUUCCAGGGACAUUCCAUUGAAUAUGGGAAUCCAGAUUCUUCAGUAGCUGAUUCUCCACGGUCGUCAUUUAACGUGUCGUCUUCGGGACGGAUGUCGCUGGCUGCGCUCAUUCCUCAAGAUCCACGAGUUACUGUGACCCCCGACACCCACCUAAACUACACCCAUGAUCCACCUGGCGCUCCAUCCGCUUCCAUUCUAGAGUCCAUUUUACAGAGAAAUCGUGAUCCCGCUCAUCGAUCCCCAAUUCCCAUGCAAAUUUCGCCUUUAUCUUCACCGCAAUCCAGAACGUCGCCCCCGUCCAGCAUGACUGCCGACUCCUCUUCAACUCACUUGACGCACUCUGACAAAGACGUGUACAACCCCCACGCUGGCUACGGCUCCAUGCCGCCGGUCAUGUCGACUGCCACUAUGCCAAUUUAUUACGCAAACGAUGGAUGCAUGCCUCCGGAAUCGGCAAGCACUGGAAACUUCCCGCAAUCGACGCCCAUGAACCAACACCUCACCAUUUCCAUUCCAGCUUCGUCCGGACUUUCAACGCCUCCCUCUUCUUCAUCACAUUCGAGCAACAGUAGUGGCGAAGGUUCUCCUCCUAGCACAUCCCAAAGAGGUUUCCGUUCACUGCCGUAUCCUCUGAACAAAAAAGACGGCAAAAUGCAUUACGAGUGCAACAUUUGCAAGAAGACUUUCGGGCAACUUUCGAACCUCAAAGUCCACCUCAGAACUCAUUCGGGUGAAAGGCCUUUCCACUGCAAUCAGUGUUCAAAAACCUUCACCCAACUCGCGCACCUCCAGAAACACAACCUCGUACACACAGGCGAGAAACCUCACGAAUGUUCCGUCUGCCACAAGAGGUUUAGCUCAACUUCCAACCUCAAGACUCACAUGAGGCUGCAUUCGGGUUCCAAGCCAUUUGAAUGCGAGUUGUGUUCAUCAAAGUUCACACAGUACGUGCAUCUGAAGCUACACAAGCGUAUCCAUACAAACGAGAGACCCUUCAACUGCUCCAUGUGCAAGAAGAGAUACAUCAGCGCCUCUGGACUCCGCACUCACUGGAAAACCACGGCGUGCGGCCCUACAGACAGUGAAGAAGAUAGGGAAGCUCAACGCACCUUGCAGAAGAUGACCGAUGUUGGGAGUUGCGAGUCCCCAAGCUACGACGAAAUGAACGCCAGCAACAGCCCCACGACUGGGGAAUACAGCCCCAGCAACCUGGCCUCCAUGUCCCCAGAAGCUCUAAGAGAUGCGUACAAAGAGAGCAUUAGCAGCGGGGACUCACAUAUGUCAUCUGGAAGUGAGAGUCCUGUACAGACUGCACCUCUUGACCUGCAGCAGUCCUACAACAUGCUCCCUCCAAAAAUACCUAAGUCUCCCAAGUCCUACCACUUGUCUAAGUCAUCAGUGGCCGCACUAAAAGAGGUUAUCUCGCCACCAAGAAGUGUUCUAUCUCCACCACAUUCCAUCUUAUCUCCACCACUGAGCACUGGAAGCAACUCCCCACCUCCACUUCACAGACCACAGAUGCCUAUUUCACCGCCUAAUGAAUCCCAAAACCGAUCUUUCUUAAACGCAGUUCACCCACCUAUUAAUGGGCACAAUCUGCAGCACAGCGUUCACUCUUCCAUGCUGCACAAGCUGCAACAUAACUCUACUAACGGCUACAGUUCAAGACUUGAUAUCAAGUGUGAAACUGACUCGCGUAAAGGAGUUAUUAAACCCAAUACUAAAAUUCCCGUACAAUGCUCUUAAGUACUCGUCAGAUUCUGUCCACGUGAUAAGCUGUACAAAAAUUCUCAAUUGUGAUUGCAAGAAUGAGGUCUUGGAAACGUGAUGGUUUCUAUAUUGAACUUUUGUCUCUUUCUGAGACAACACGACUUGUAGAAAAAUAAAAUUCUUUAUCCAAUAGAAAAUACUCGGAAAUUUUAUUGAAUUCCACGUUCUCAGUGUUGUGAAUAUUUAAAAGCUGUAAUUAUAUUUUGAAAAUAUGUUUGUUCCUUUGGUGGAUGUUCAAAGCUUGAAACUUGAAGUCAAAGGCCCCGUCUUUAUUAGAAAUGUUAAUGGAAAUUGAAAAUUUUGAAUGUAAUAGAAUUAAAAAAUUAUUUGGGAUGGGCAUGAGGCCUUACUCAUACAAGAUGAUAUCUUGCGCCUCUUUGUUUUCUGUGUGUACUUUCCUGAAUGCGAUUGUUGCUUUAUCAGUAAAGAACGAGCAGCUGUGCCUCCCUUGCUCUUGAAUGGAUUAAGAAAUUUUUGCAAAUAGAAAAGAAAAUUGCUCUAGAUGUAAAUUUUACCAACAGUAAUUUGCAACUUUAUGAAAAAAUUAUAUUGUUAAUCAAAUCUAGGAAAUCUUUUAUUUCUAGAGCUCAGUCUCAUCCAUGAUUGUAUUACUUAUCAUAAGCUUUUAGCUAGGACUUUCGAAAAACAAAAAAAUCUGUCGAAGUAAGAUUUCAGGAAUAAAAUUGACCAGAAUCUGUUGACAAAUGUUUCAAGUAUCAAGACUCUAAUUUCUAAUCAUAAGGCUUAUUUUAAAUUUACAUUUUUUCUCAUUUGCGUCCGUUUUUUCUUGUUUGUUUGUAUAUUAGAUUUUAAUGAACAAUAUCUGUAUUCUCAAUAACUCGUGAAAUUGUUUCUUCAAUAACGUGUCACAUGAGCCUGUUGUUAAAAGCACGUCAGCGAAGCGAAACAGAAGUCUCUUCAUUCCAUCCCUUCUUCCUCGUCCAUGAUCUUCUAUUCCGUCCCAAUCUCUGUAACAAAGUUCGUCCAUUAUAUUUUAUUCCGUCCUCUCAUCCUUAUCCAUUCCGUCCUCUCAUCCUUAUCCAUUCCGUCCCCUCAUCCUUAUCCAUUCCGUCCCCUCAUCCUUAUCCAUUCCGUCUUCUCAUCCUUAUCCAUUCCGUCCCGUCAUCUACCACGGCCGUCCAUCUCGCCCACUCCGUCCUUCCCGUCCACUUCUAUCCUCUAAUUACUCAUAUGUUCUUAUCACUUCUUGUUUCUUAAGAACUUCUCACAUUUGUUACAAAUAUAUCUUAUUGCUUGAGUUUCGUAACAUGUUUUGUUGUUACAUUGUCGUGAGAUGUUCUUGAUUGUCCUUUUUACGACAUGGGAGUUUAAUUUCUUGUUCAUUGAUUGCGUUAACUUUGGAUAAUUUAUGAUAUUGAUGGAUUUCUUUGUGCUGCUGUUGAUAUUCUACCUGUUAAGGAAACAUUUAAUUUGGAAUGAUCAGUUAUUUCGACGGCCGGAGAACAUAAAAGAUAUUCUAAUUUCCGUGAACUGAUAAGAUACUGACUUGACGACAUGGACUGAUAAGAUACUGACUUGACGACGUGGACUGAUAAGAUACUGACUUGACGACGUGGACUGAUAAGACACUUGACGACGUGGACUGAUAAGAUAAAGAGUUGACGACGUGGACUGAUAAGAGACUGACUUGACGACGUGGA
Hyalella azteca is the source of this 6262-nucleotide messenger RNA. RefSeq lists its product as uncharacterized. Gene Ontology annotation, molecular function: DNA-binding transcription repressor activity, RNA polymerase II-specific; RNA polymerase II cis-regulatory region sequence-specific DNA binding; histone deacetylase binding. Gene Ontology annotation, cellular component: nucleus; cytoplasm. Lineage: Eukaryota; Metazoa; Arthropoda; Malacostraca; Amphipoda; Hyalellidae. Bases 189 to 4577 code for a protein of 1462 amino acids. The transcript has 8 exons. The record is from RefSeq and is a predicted model, not a curated record. Gene Ontology annotation, biological process: cell fate commitment; regulation of transcription by RNA polymerase II.